UGCCCGCACGGGGGGGGCGGUGCCGCCGCAACCGCCGCGCCAGCCCCGAGAGCAGCGGCCACUGCCCACAGCGCCGGACGCAGCCCGGGCGAGAGCCCCCGAGACCUGCCGCCCCUCCACAGCCGGCGCACAAUGGCUGACAAAUCAACCAAGCCAGCAAAACGCUUAUCCACCGAUUCAACCAACUCCCAUGAGGGAGCUACGGCAGGAGAAAUAAGUGCUCUGGAAGAGGCCUUCAGAAAAUUUGCUGUCCAUGGUGAUACGAGAGCCACAGGAAAAGAAAUGCACGGGAAGAACUGGUCAAAGCUGUGUAAAGACUGUCAUGUGAUAGAUGGGAAGAACGUAACAACCACAGAUGUUGACAUCGUCUUCAGUAAAAUCAAGGGAAAGUCCCUCAGAACAAUUACUUUUGAUCAGUUUAAGGAAGCUCUUCAAGAACUCGCCAAGAAGCGAUUUAAAGGCAAGAGUGAAGAGGAGGCACUUCAAGAAAUGUAUAAACUAAUUGAAGGAAAAGGCCCAGUUAUAUCUGGAGUAACGAAAACCGUUUCAUCUCCAACUGUAUCACGCCUUACAGAUACUUCAAAAUUCACGGGUUCUCACAAAGAGAGAUUUGAUGCCAGUGGGAAAGGAAAAGGCAGAGCUGGCCGAGAAGAUCUGGUGGAUAACUCAGGAUAUGUAUCUGGUUAUAAGCAUGCAGGCACAUACGAUCAUAAAGUACAAGGAAACAACUCCAGAGUAGAGUUUAAAUGAAAGACAAUAAUGUAUCAGAAAAUUUUCCAACACCAUCUUGAGAGUAAAAAUCAAAUUUAAAAUACAAAAUUGUAUGUAAUUAACUUGUAUCUUAAUUAGAAUCAUAAAAUAACUCAGUCUGUAAGAGACCUCUGCAUGCCCUCAAUUGUCCAAACUUCUAUUCAAAUGGCCUCUAACUUCAAUGUCCCACAAAGCUGCUGCACAGUGUUCUGUGCAGUCAUAUUUCAAAAGUCAUCCCUAGGUACUUGACCAGUGGAAAAACUUAGUCUCUUACAUAUAGCUGGAAUUGUCUUUGUUGCCAUGGAAAUGCUAGCUGCCUGUUGUCAUUUUACUGUGUAUAUUUGUAAAAAUCUGGCUUCAUCUUCUUCAUACGCCCCCAUGUGGAAGACAGCAAUUAGAUUUUCCUCCUGCUCCCCUUCACCCAACUUUUCUCCAGGCUACACAAAACCACAUCUCUCAGUCUAUUCCUUGUAUAUUAUAUGUUCCAGCCCAUACCAUCUUAGAGGAUCUUCUCUGGACUCUUCAGUUUUAUGACCUCCCUUUUACUGGGGAAUCUGAAGUGGAACACAGUGCUGCCUCCUAAGUGUUGAGUAGAAGGGAUAUAAUUUCUUCUCUCAAUCUGCUCUUGUUAAUGAAGCCCAACAUGUAUUGCAGUCAUGUUCCUCUCAUUAUCCAGGAAAAGCCCAAAUUUUCUGCAGAGCUGGUACCUAACUAGUCAGAUCCUGUACCUCCUCUAGGGGUUUAUUCUACCCAAGGUACUGGACUUUGCAUUUGUCUUUGCUGAACUCAGUGAUAUCUGCCAACUCCUCAAGCUUGGUAAGGUUCCUUUCUAGCAGCAAGCCAAGUGCAGUUUGUUCUUUGCUAUACUUUUGUAAAUACCAAACUCCUUGUAAUCUAGCAAUUAUCUUUUUGCUUUGGGAUGGAAAAAGGAAAAGUAACAUAAAUUUACACAGAAUACAUUUAUUCAGAAUAACUUGCUCCACUGACUCAUCUCUUUCAAGAUAUCUUCAGGAUAACUGAAGGUGAAAGCCCUAAACAUAAGCUGAUGGGUCUCCUUUAUAUGCCUAAGUUUUAACAUGCUGAGGAAUUUAUGUAAAUUCAGUAAAUGACAGUGGUUUUUUUCUUGUUCUACAAUUUCCUGGCUGCAUGUCCAGAAAAACAAAUUCUUAAGAGGAGCAAGAAUAGAGAUACUAGAGUCUAUGGAUUCUGCACAUGAGCAAGUUCUACAUGAUACAUGCUGAAGAGUCAUUUCAGCUGAAUAGAAACUAGAUAGCACAACAUCUUGUUGGAAGGCUUUACGUUGCUUAACUUUCUAUAUGCUCCCCAUAGCUUUACAGAAAGGAGUCUGAUGAAAGUAUUUCAGGCAGUGAUAGGUCUGGUAGAAAGAUGCAAAGUUUUUAUUUUACAUAGCAGUAAAUCAUUGUGAGAGAGCUUUAAAAGUGUGGGACUAAAAACCUACUAAGGUAACCAUCUCCACAAUUAAAAUCAGGUGGCUAAAAUAAGUCUACUAAUUUAGACUAAUUAGUGGCAGGAUAGUCCCCCUGAGUGAGAACAGCUCAGAAAGAUACAAUCUGCUAGGUAAGAAGGAGACAACAGACCACUGCUAAAAUGGAAAACACUGGGCAAGCUAACAAAUAUAUUAUGCUGUGUUUAUGUGAGCAUGCAUA
Lepidothrix coronata (blue-crowned manakin) is the source of this 2417-nucleotide messenger RNA. It is a transcript of the gene TPPP, whose product is annotated as tubulin polymerization promoting protein. The transcript has 5 exons. Bases 133 to 750 code for a protein of 205 amino acids. Gene Ontology annotation, cellular component: microtubule. Gene Ontology annotation, molecular function: tubulin binding. Gene Ontology annotation, biological process: positive regulation of protein polymerization; microtubule polymerization; microtubule bundle formation. The record is from RefSeq and is a predicted model, not a curated record. NCBI's taxonomy places the organism in Eukaryota, Metazoa, Chordata, Aves, Passeriformes, Pipridae.